CGCCCCCAGCGCUGCGGGCCCGCCAUGGCGGCGGCGCGGCCGGCGCGGGCCCGGGCGCUGCUGCAGCAGAGCGUGUCCGCCCGGCUGCAGGUGCGGCCGCCUGAGCGCGGCGCCGAGGCCCAGUGGGUGGAGAUCCAAAGAGGGCUUGUUAUCUACAUAUGCUUCUUCAAAGAUGCUGAUGAGGAUCUCGUUCCAAAAAUCGUCAAUAUGCUGUUGAAUGUUAAAUUAAGUGAAAAUGAAAACGGCGAGUUCGUUUCUGUUCUUGAUUUACCAGGCGAUGUACUUAUCAUACCUCAGGCUACCCUAGGCGGUAAACCAAAGGGAAGAAAGAUGCAGUACCAUGCAAACAUUGAAAAAGAAAAAGGGUUGGAACUUUAUUCUCAGUUCGUGACUUUGUGUGAGAAAGAACUGGCUGCCAAUUCCAAAUGCAUGGAAGCAGGUGUUCAUGUCAAGCAUGGCACAUACGGAAACAGGCAGGUGUUAAAACUGGAUACAAAUGGACCUUACACUCAUCUGAUUGAAUUUUGAAAAAAUAAAUUGUAUCUCAGAUACAGUACUGGUGUCUUUUUUUCUCCCUUCCUAAGCAUUAAUGUGCUUGAAUGCUUUGGGAGAUAGAUACAGUGUAAAAAUUCAUCUGUACUGGUGUUGCCAAUGGCAUUGAAUACAAGGAUGCCUGAGACUGCUUUGCUAUAAUGAGUAUGCAUUUUAUACUCAUAUGCAUCUGAAGUGUGCUCAAAAUAAUUGUUAAUAUUGAUCCAAUAAUUUGAAAGGUUUAUUAACAAGGAUGGGUUAAUGCGUUUGUUUCUUACUAAAAAAUAAUGAAGUAUUUCAUGUAUAGCUUGAGUAAGUGGUUUAUAGAUUAGAAAAAAGAAUACUGUAAAUGUACUUAUGUUUCCAGAUUUCCUGAGUCAGUUUUUGCCUUUCUGUUUUCUAACUAUAAAAUGGCAAUGCUUUCUAACUAACCAAUACAUAGAAAACACAAAAUCACUGAAUUUUUAGCCUUUUAGAGAGUAGGUACUGAAUAAGAAAGUCCAUCCUCCUCAUCGAGAGUGUGUAGGGGUGGAAGACUUAAGGUAGUACUGGGCUGAUCAUGGGCUAUGUAGGGAAGAAUAAGUGAGGCCCAUCAAGAAACUAGCAGUACCACUGAAUUGCUUUCUUGAAGUUUGCGUUCUGAAAUCUCUGAUGUGUUUUGAUAGGCUGCUUGCUAUAGCUUGGUCUGUGUCCUUGUUACUGCGGUCUUGCUGUCUACUCAAGUCUUUCAUAAGAGAGCCUCAGGAAAAGAACAGAAACAUUCAAAUGAAAACAAAAGUAAAGAUGGUACAUUGUAUGCAACCAUCUCAUUGUUCCCACUGCCCCUAUUGCUUCCUUCAGGCUUUUUGUCUAUUGAAUCUGCCAGGCAGAGACUAGUUUUCAUUUUAUAGACAGUGUUGGUACAUUUGGGGCCACAUUCCCAGAUGACUCCCUAUGCAGUACUGUUAUAAACAUUAUUAACAGAUGGGGUUAAGAAGCUAUAAUGGGAAAUUCUCUCUUGUAAGGCAGUGAGAACAGAACAGCUGUAUUAAAAUGUGGCAAAUUCAAAACUGAUUCAAAUAUGCUUAUCCUGUGAGUCAAGUUUCUCUUUUACUGCAGCAUUAUGGCUUAGAAGGAUUCAAAGUGAAAUUAGACAUUUAUAUGGUUUGCAGUAAUUAUCCAAAAUUGCCAUUUAAUUAACAAAUUAUUCUGGAAAAGACCUAAAACCUCAUGGAUGAUGAGGUUACCAGCUUGUACAAUCCUAACUUGUAGGUCAGUAGUUACAAAAUUCUGUCCUUAUCUUUAUUUUUGUAGAAAAACAUUACUGAAUGUGUAAUCUGCAGACUCAAACUAUGUCAUGAGAAUUACAUUUUUUUUUUAACACAUACAAAGCUUGUAGUUUUGAUAAGAGAGUAAUGAGAUUUUUUCAGAUUACAUAAUAUAUGAUUAAUAAUUACAAAAUAGAUAAGGAUGUUGAAUUCCUGGCAACUGACACUCUCAGAGUUGAAAGCAACCAUUUACACAAAUGGCCUGGAAAUAUUAGCUAUUAGGUCCCAAAUGAUAUGUUUAUUCAUUAAUAAUUAACAGUUGUGAUAGACACAAUAUGAGUUAUGUUCUCAGUUCCUACUAGCAACAUUUAACUAAGAUUGUCUUGAUAUGAAUAACUAAUAGAAAUUCAUUUUAAUCUGUGUGUGUGGUAAAACAUUUUUAUUCCUCUUUCUUUUGGAGGUCAAAUCCUAAAAAGUGCUGACUUUACAGGACUUUCACAGACUUUACAGGAAUUGUGGGUAUUUAAUAUAUCUCAAGAAUUGAUCCUUUGAGGUAUAAUACGAAGUCUGCAGUUUUAAAUUUUUUCCUGUCUCCAGAAAGGUCUUUGGCAGCCUGGCAAUUCAUUCUCUAUAUUUCAAGAACUCUGUGAGUUCUAAGAGGGAUAGGCUUGAAAAUGUUUAGUGAAAAACAGACUUAAAACAAAACUCCAUCUCAUACGAUCUCUCAUAUAAAGCACAUAAAAUCAAAUAUAUAUUUUGGUUGUUCUUAGGACCAGACAGAACUCUAUAAUUUCUGUUACAAGGUGGAUAUUUUUGUAUUAUCUGCCCACUUCUGAUUUAUUUUUGUAACCAUCUUGGAAUACUGAUUUCUACUGUCUUCUACUCCAGUGAUUGGCAGCUCGUUGAAUAUUGUGCCCUUUGUACUGCUUUAUUUAUAUCUACUAUUGAUUCACAAUCCGUUUACUGAAAGAAGCCAUUUCUGAAUAACAUACUGGACUGUACUGAUGAAAAAAUCAAUUAAAAUCACUUUUUCAAAGCCAAA
Molecule: messenger RNA, 2820 nt
Organism: Pipra filicauda (Wire-tailed manakin)
Lineage: Eukaryota; Metazoa; Chordata; Aves; Passeriformes; Pipridae
Gene: DTD2
Product: D-aminoacyl-tRNA deacylase 2
Exons: 3
Coding region: 25-528 (167 amino acids)
Biological process (GO): tRNA metabolic process
Cellular component (GO): cytoplasm
Molecular function (GO): D-tyrosyl-tRNA(Tyr) deacylase activity
Source: RefSeq, a predicted model, not a curated record